AUGUUCGCGGACGAUACAAUGUUCUUCACGAAAGCCAACACUAGAAGCUGCGCCACCCUGAAGAGGAUUCUUGAGGAAUAUGGAAACGCUUCGGGUCAACAGAUCAACAGCCUUAAAUCCUCCAUCACCUUCUCAGCUAGAACACCACAAGAAACCCGCGACCGGAUUAAACAAUCUCUUGGUAUAGCGACAGAAGGAGGCGUGGGAAAGUAUCUUGGUCUCCCCGAGCUGUUUACCCGCAAGAAGAGAGACCUCUUCACCUCUAUCGUUGAUAGGAUAAAGCUAAAAGCCACCUCAUGGUCCACACGGCGCUUAUCGCCAGCCGGGAAAUUGACUAUGCUCAAAGCAGUCUUGGCAGCUAUCCCAACCUACUCCAUGUCAUGUUUCCUCUUACCCUUGGACCUUUGUGACUGUAUACAGGCAGCACUCACCAUGUUUUGGUGGGACUCAGAUGCUACAACAAGGAAGAUUUGUUGGAUUGAUUGGGAUUCUCUACCGCAGCCAAAACAGAAAGGAGGUUUGGGUUUCCGGGAUAUCCGAGAGUUUAACAUCGCAAUGCUGGCAAAGCUUGCGUGGAUAAUCAUCAAGAGACCAGAUAGUCUCAUGAGCCGUAUCCUUCUGGGUAAAUAUUGCCACAGUUCAUCUCUCCUUGAGGUUUCGUGCUCGGCUUCUGCAUCGCAUGGUUGGCGAGGUAUUAUGAUGGGGUGUGAGCUGAUUGAGAGACACCUUGGGAAGGCUAUUGGCAACGGGGAAUCAACUAGUGCCUGGACAGAGUCUUGGCUCUCUACUUCAGAACAUCUACGACCCUAUGGACCUUCUCUGGAAGAAGAUAGCGCACUCGUAGUGGCGGACCUCCUGAACAGAGAAGAUGCAUCGUGGAAUAAGGAAAAAGUGGAUCUGCUCUUUCCAGAGAUCACCCACAUUAUCUACCAGAUCAAACCAAGUAGACAACAAGCGGAAGACUCCUUCUUAUGUUGUGGAGCACUUCCUCUAGGAGUAAACCUCCAAAACAGAGGUAUCGCAUGCGGAGGACAAUGCCCGCACUGUAACGCACCGGAGACUGCUUUGCACCUAUUCUUCUCAUGUCCUUUCGCCCAACAAGUAUGGGGUUUGGCUCCUCUCCAUGUAGCGCCAGACUGGAGUAGCCUCACCACACCUGUCCAAGCUCUUAUCAGCCCUCCUCACCUGACCUGUCUACCACCUACAGGUAUUACCUCCCAUGUCCUCCCGUGGAUCCUAUGGAAUCUGUGGUAUGCUAGGAACCUACUGGAAAUAGCUCAGGCCACUGUAGGGAACAAACCUAUCGCUAUGCAGCCUAUAAUGUACCCAACCGUACCGGAAGAGUGUGCCAUUAUUAACUGUGAUGCGUCUUGGAGGAUUGAAACCUUAACUGCAGGUCUUGGAUGGAUAGUUGAAGACAAGCAGAGUGAUCUCUGCAUUGAAGGACAAGCCCGGUCUGAGUUUGUAGCCUCACCUCUUAUGGCAGAGGCCUUGGCGUUGAGAGAAGCCCUGAUCACCGUGCGACAGCAUGGGUCACCGAACGUCUGGAUUCGAUCCGACAACCUCGAGCUCAUUAGAGCGAUCAACUCGAAAGUAUUUCCUAUGGAGCUCUAUGGAGUUCUCAAAGAUAUUGAGUCUCUAUCCUCGUCUUUAGAUUUCAUCAUUUUUUCACAUGUUUUGCGUUCUUGUAAUGUUCGAGCAGACUCUUUGGCUAAAGAUGCCCAUCUUCAAACCAACAUAGCUUUGUACUAA
Brassica napus (rape) is the source of this 1752-nucleotide messenger RNA. RefSeq lists its product as uncharacterized. The record is from RefSeq and is a predicted model, not a curated record. Bases 1 to 1752 code for a protein of 583 amino acids. Gene Ontology annotation, molecular function: nucleic acid binding; RNA-DNA hybrid ribonuclease activity. Lineage: Eukaryota; Viridiplantae; Streptophyta; Magnoliopsida; Brassicales; Brassicaceae. The transcript is spliced from 3 exons.